Molecule: messenger RNA, 1434 nt
Organism: Ziziphus jujuba (common jujube)
Lineage: Eukaryota; Viridiplantae; Streptophyta; Magnoliopsida; Rosales; Rhamnaceae
Product: peroxidase 5
Exons: 2
Coding region: 410-1405 (331 amino acids)
Biological process (GO): hydrogen peroxide catabolic process; response to oxidative stress
Molecular function (GO): peroxidase activity; heme binding
Source: RefSeq, a predicted model, not a curated record
AAACCGAAGCGCUAAAAAUAGAAACCUUUCUAGACCAAAAUCCAAUACAAGAACUACCUAUUUUUGAGUAGGCAGAAAGCAACCGAAAAACAAAAAAAAAAAAAAUCAAUAUGAGUUAAUGGUUUAUAACAAAUUGAUGAAAUUUAAACCCGUUUUCUUUAGAAAAAUAAAUUUUUAGAAACUACAUAAUUCACCAACCUCAAAAAUUAAAUUUUCACAGUAAAAUUACGAGUCGCAAAGAAUUUUGAACUGUCUGUGACCUCCUCCCAGCUAGCUUCCACAGGCCUGGGAAAAGGCACAUUUCUCUACAAAACCAUUGUCACCUUCUUUUUCUUCUAUAACCCUCUGUGCAUGAAGUUUUAAAAGUCAAAUCCUUCAGCUUAGAUCAUCAGCAUUCAUAAUUAAAACAAUGACGAUGGACCGUUUGAUUUUUUCAAUGAUCUUCAUCUUCUCCAUGAUAAUUCUUCCUUCAUGGGCGAAGAAAGAUGGAAACCACUUGCACGUUGGGUUUUAUAAGAUACAAUGCCCCAAUGUGGAACGCAUUGUGGCUGAUGUAGUUUUCAAAGCCUAUUUGAAAGAUCUUCGUGUUACUCCUCACCUUCUAAGGCUCUUUUUCCAUGAUUGUUUUGUGAAGGGUUGUGAUGCUUCACUUCUGUUGGAUUCCACACCUUCUGGUGAGCCGGUUGAAAAGACAUCACCAGCUAAUGGAAAUAGUCUCAAGGGUCUUGAUCUCAUUGACGAAAUCAAGACCAGGAUUGAAGAGGAAUGCCCAGAAACGGUAUCUUGUGCAGACAUAUUAGCAUUUGCAACAAGGGAUGCUACAGUUCUAUCUGGAAUGCCUUACUACCCUGUCCCGGCCGGCCGUCGUGACGGCCGCACCUCCCUGGCUUCCGAUGUAAGGGGUAACCUACCGAGUGGUGGAACACCUAUUGAUGAUAUAAUUGACAUCUUCAAGAAGAAGGACUUCAGUGUAGAAGAAAUGGUUGUUUUACUCGGUGCACAUUCACUUGGUUCUGCUCACUGCGGUGUGUUUGAUUAUAGACUGUAUAAUUUCAGCUCAACACAGACACGAGACCCUUCCCUGAAUCCAUUCUAUGCGGCUCAUCUUUCGGCAACUUGUCCGCGGUUCAGACAGAAUGGCGAUGUAACUACAAACUUUGAUCCCAUAACUCCAUUCAGUCUGGACAAUAUGUACUAUUGGAACCUGUUGAAAGGGAGAGGGCUUCUUGAAGCGGAUCAAGCAUUGGCUACUAAUCCAAAGACCAGUGAGUUUGUGCAUAAAAUGGCUUUUGAUCCCAUUGGAUGGAAGAGGAAAUUUACCAAGGCCAUUAUUCAUUUGGGAAGGACAGAUGUACUCACUGGAAAAAAUGGAGAGAUAAGAAAAAGUUGCCGUGCAACUAAAUAAGGGUAUGUAGCUUUUUUAAAUAUCUGUGG